AGUCCUCGCUUGACGGCGACGAAGCCGGAAGCUCCAGCCGCCGCCGUCGUCCCCUCCCUGUCCCCGCCCGCCGGGUGCCGCCGGAGGUUGACAGGUCGAGGCGGGGAGGCGGCGGCGGCGGCGGCGGCAGAGCCGGACGCCCGAGACGGAGACCCCAUGGGGAACGCUCCGAGUCACAGCAGUGAAGACGAAGCCGCCGCCGCCGGUGGCGAGGGCUGGGGCCCGCACCAGGAGUGGGCCGCAGACUCGGGCACGAUCCCCGGCCCGGGCCCCGCGGCGCCCGCGCUGCCGCCCGCCGCGGCGCUGCUGGAGCCGGCCCGGCUGCGGGAGGCGGCGGCGGCGUUGCGGCCCGCGCCGCCCUGCGAGUCUCUGGUGUCUAGGCACCACGGCGCGCUGCUGCGCUGGCUGGAAGAGCGGCUGGGCCGCGGCGAAGAGUCCGUCACCUUGGAGCAGUUCCGGGAGCUGCUGGAGGCUCGUGGCGCCGGCUGCUCGGGCGAGCAGUUCGAGGAGGCCUUUGCCCAGUUUGACGCCGAGGGUGAUGGUACAGUGGAUGCCGAGAACAUGCUGGAGGCCCUCAAGAACUCCAGUGGGGCUAACCUCCAGGGGGAGCUAGGCCACAUCAUCAGGCAACUGCAGGCCUGCUCUCUGGUCCCAGGUUUUAUAGACAUAUUUUCAGAGUCCAAGGAGGGCCUGGGUGUUCACGCGUCCCUGAUCCUGCGUUUCCUGCAUCGCAACCGGCUCUCCGGCAUGGCCGUCCCCUGCCCCAUGUUGGACCACUGCAAUAACAUGUGCUCCAUGAGGGUUUCGGUUCUGAAGGAGUCCCUGGACCAGCUGGUACAGAAGGAGAAGGAGAGCCCUGGAGACCUAACUAGGAGCCCUGAGAUGGAUAAACUCAGGUCGGUGGCGAAGUGCUACGCUUACAUAGAAACGUCCUCCAACCCCGCGGACAUCGACAAGAUGACAAACGGAGACACGGCGUCAUACUGGCAGUCGGACGGCAGUGCCCGCUCACACUGGAUCCGCUUAAAAAUGAAGCCAGAUGUUGUGCUUAGGCACUUGUCCAUCGCAGUGGCUGCCACAGACCAGAGCUACAUGCCGCAGCAGGUGACCGUGGCUGUGGGGAGGAGUGUCGGUGAGCUCCAGGAUGUCCGCGACGUGCACAUCCCCAGCAAUGUCACCGGCUACGUGACGCUGCUGGAAAAUGCCAACAUCAGCCAGCUCUAUGUCCAGAUUAACAUAAAACGUUGUCUUAGCGAUGGAUGUGACACUAGAAUUCAUGGUCUGAGGGCUGUUGGCUUUCAGAGAGUUAAGAAGUCUGGGGUCUCAGUCUCAGAUGCUUCUGCAAUCUGGUACUGGUCUCUGCUGACAUCUCUGGUGACGGCGUCCAUGGAGACAAACCCCGCCUUCGUCCAGACCGUGCUGCACAAUACUCAGAAGGCGCUGCAGCACAUGCCUCCACUUUCCCUCUCACCAGGAUCCACGGAUUUCUCGACUUUCCUGUCUCCCAACGUUCUUGAAGAAGUGGACAGCUUCCUCAUAAGAAUAACGAGCUGCUGUUCGACUCCAGAGGUGGAGCUGACCCUUCUGGCUUUUGCACUAGCAAGAGGAAGUGUCGCCAAAGUGCUGAGCUCUCUGUGUGCCAUCACUGACCACCUGGACACACGCUACGAAGCCUCGUCCCUCAUCUCCUCCAUGGCGUCAGUCAGGCAGAACCUGCUCCUUAAAUACGGUAAACCUCUCCAGUUGAUCCUUCAGGCCUGUGAUGUCAAAGGGAAGGAAGAGAAAUCAGGGCCUGAAAACCUCCUCGUCGAGCCGUGGACGAGAGACGGGUUUCUUACAGAGACUGGAAAAACCAGAGCAAGUACUAUUUUUUCUACAGGAACUGAAUCUGCCUUCCAAGUUACACAGAUCAGAAUUAUGGUUCGACGUGGUGGCAUUGGGGCCCAGUGCGGGUUGGUGUUUGCCUACAACUCAUCUUCUGAGAAAUUUCACGCAGAAGAACACUUCAAAAGGUUUGAAAAGUAUGACAAAUGGAAACUUCAGGAAUUCAGGCAGUUUGUAAAAAGCAGGGCUGGUUGCUCACCUGGUGACCUUGGAGAGGAAGACCCUGUUGGCUGGUUUGAGCUCGAAGAGGAAUGGGACGAAGCAGACGUGAAGCUGCAACAGUGCAGAGUCGCCCAAUAUUUGAUGGUGAAGUUCCUCUGCACCCGCCAGGAGUCGGCAGAGCGCUUGGGAGUGCAAGGCCUCAGCAUCAGUGGGCAUCUCCGGCCGGCGAGAACCGGGGCAGAGCAGCACGUCGUCUGCACCCGCUGCGUAAAGGACACGGAGGACAGUGUCUGCGGGGCCACCCUGCUGCUCAGGACCCUUCAGUUCAUUCAGCAGCUCGCCCAUGACCUGGUGCAGCAGAAGGAAAGUGGCUUAAAAUACAAAUCUUUUCUGGACUUCACGGGUCUUGAUUUGCAGAUCUUCUGGAAUUUUUACAGUAGAUUAAAGCAAAAUCCGAGGGAAGAAUGCAUCUGUGCCCAAACCCUGCUUCUGCGCCUCCUGCAGAGCUGUUUCUCCGUGCUGCGGAGCGACGGGCCGGCCGCCUCUCAGGACGCAAAGGCUCCCCGGCAGAGCCCUGAAGGGGCGGGGGCUGCCAAGGAGCUCCACACGCACUUGUGUGACGUGGUGGAUAGGCUGGAUGGAGACUCUGUGCCCAUGGAAACAUUAAAACAAGAAGUCAAGAACACCCUUCUUAAUGGGGCUGCCAUCUUCUUUCCCGAUCGACAGACCCGACGGGACCACCUCUUUGCCAUGAUGAAGAAUGUCACCGAGCAAGAGCACAGGCAGUCUCUGCAGCUCACCUUCCGGUCACUGUGCACGUAUUUUAGUGAUAAGGAUCCAGGUGGCCUUCUGCUCUUGCCCGAGAAGGGUGACGUGGCCAGCAUGAACAGCAGUGACGUGCUGGCGGUCAUGAGCGUCCUCCUGUCCGUCGCUGCUCGAGAGUGUGAGCUGUUGGUGCUCAGUGGGGCCCAAGGGGAGGCCGGCUCUGUGCUCUUCUCCCUGUUCUGGGCGGUCCAAGGCAGCCUGCUGUCCUGGUGCUACCUGCAGCUGAAGAGCACGCACUCCGGAGCCCGACAGCUCGCCGCGGACCUCCUCGACCAGUAUGUGGCACAGUUUCUGGCGAGCUUGAGAGUGAUUUUGGAAUCCCUUUUGUCACAGUAUAGUGGAAAGACCCUUGUAGAGAAAUUGUGUAAUUCGGUGUUUUCGAUGGCAGCUCGUCAACUGGUCAUCUUUCUCCUGGACUUCUGCACUCUGGACAUUUCGCACUGUGUGCUCCUGAGAGAGUUCAGCACGCUCCCGGAACUGUUGAAGCAGCUGUGCAGUGACCCUGAAGGAGGGCCAAAUACGCUCGAUGUGGAGCCUUGGCCACAGGAGCGUCCGGUGGUGUUACACACGUGGACGAAGGAGUCUGCACACAACUAUGAGAACAACUGCCACGAGGUGUCCGUCUUUGUUAGCCCGGGCGCAACCUGUUUUGAGGUGGAAUUUGAUGAGCGGUGUGAGACUGAGAAGCGGUACGAUUAUCUGGAAUUUACCGACGCUAGAGGUGGAAAGACACGCUAUGACACCAAAGUCGGCACUGACAAGUGGCCCAAGAAAGUGACCUUUAAGGCCGGCCCGCGGCUCCAGUUCCUCUUUCACUCUGACAGCAGUAACAAUGAGUGGGGCUACAAGUUCACAGUCACGGCCUACGGUCUGCCCGACGUGGCCGUGUCGUGGGCGUCGGAUUUACAACUGCUUGUUUCCCGGCUGCUGGGACGCCUCGCUGCCCAGUGCAUGGCGCUCAAGUCUACGCACAAGUUAGGGGGCGACGUGGCCGUGCCCCCAGCAAAAAUGGCGGCGGUCCUGAACUCCCCGCUGUGGAAACCGGUCUUCCGGCAUCAGCUGUGUCUGGAGCUGGGAUUAGCAGCCAGCUGGCCCACUAGCCCGCGCCAGGAUAGUAAGGAGGUCACGUGCAUCCCCGAGGAUCCCUGCCGCCGUCUCCUUCUUGAGUUUGUACAGGCAGACCCUGCCCAGAGCUGCUGUGGGCCACUGUCAGAACUGUGCAAGGGACUCAUACAGGCAUGUAGAAAACAGGCCCCAAAGACAGAUAGAGUUGCUGGUUCCACUAUUGAUCAAGCUGUGAACGCCACCUUUGCUGCUCUGGUGUGUCGUACUCCAGACUUAUAUGAGAAGCUGCAGAAAUAUGUAAAAAGUGGGGGCCACACAGCCCUGAGCGAGGAGUUUGCACAGGUGUACUAUUUGGCAGAUGGGAUUCGGAUAUGGAUGCUAGAGAUGAAGCAGAAGUCCCUGAUGAGCCUGGGGAGCGAGGCAGAAGGAAGGCACGGGUCCGAGGCUGCCGAGCUGAACCCCGAGAGCCUGGCGAAAGAGUGUAUUCAGAAGAGUCUCCUGUUGCUAAGAUUUUUGCCCAUGGGAGUGAGUUCAGAAGAAAGCCGUGACAAGUUGGCGGCCACAGAUGACGUGGAUCACCUGCAGCCACGCGACAGGCGCCCGAGGACGAGCUCUGUGGUGGAGGAGCAUUUCCAGGCCUCGCUGUCUCCCGUGGAAGCGGCCACACCUGCCGUGAGGGACGGGGGUCCCGGCUCGGAAGCGCAGCCACACCUGCCCCCCGGCAGCGGCCCCCCUGCCUCAGAGGUGCCCCCUGCCGCCCCUGAGGAGCCCUCGUCACCUUCCGCUCCCACCCGGCGGCCUCCCUUCACCCGAGGGCGACUCCGGCUGCUCUCCUUCCGGUCAGUGGAGGAGGCCAGACCGGCGCCCACAGUGAAAGAGAAAUACCCCCUGCUGAGGGAUGUCCUGGACUUCAUCAAGGACCAGUCCCUCUCCCACGAGAGUGUUGUGAAGGUUCUCUCCUGGAGGAAAGCCCAAGCGCAGAGCGUCCUCGAAGUCCUGAGGAUAGUUCAGUACUGCACAGAGUCCCUCGGGCAGCCGCACUGCUUCCAGCCGCCGUGCAUUCUCUUCCUGCUGGAACUUCUGACCUGCCAGAAAGAGUUUACCAAUUAUUUUGGACACUUGGAGGGCUGUGGCGCAGACCUGCACAAAGAGAUUCGAGACACUUACUACCAGUUUGUUCUAUUUUUGGUCAAAGCGGUUAAAGGAUUCAGCAGCAUAAACGACAGCGUCCACAAAUUGCACCGUCAUGGGCUCUCUAGGUCCCUGCUGCCUGCCUUGUCCUGUGUGCAGACAGCCCUGCUUCAUCUUCUGGACAUGGGCUGGGAACCUGGCGACCUCGCUUUCUUUGUGGACAUUCAGCUACCAGAUCUCCUCAUGAAAAUGACACAAGAGAACAUAAGUGUCCACGACAGUGUGAUCAGCCAGUGGAGUGAAGACGAUGAGCUUGCUGAUGCCAAGCAGAACUCAGAAUGGAUGGACGAGUGUCAGGAUGGCAUGUUUGAGGCCUGGUAUGAAAAAAUAGCCCAGGAAGACCCAGAGAAGCAGAGGAAAAUGCACAUGUUCAUUGCCCGCUACUCCGAGCUGCUGCACGUGGACAUCUCCUGCGACGGGUGUGACGAGAUCGCGCCCUGGCACCGCUACCGGUGUCUGCAGUGCAGCGACAUGGAUCUCUGCACGACCUGCUUCCUAGGUGGGGUGAAGCCCGAGGGCCACGGAGAUGACCACGAGAUGGUCAGCAUGGAGUUUACCUGUGACCAGUGCCAGGGUUUGAUCAUCGGCCGGAGGAUGAAUUGCAAUGUGUGUGAUGACUUCGAUCUUUGCUACGGGUGCUAUGCGGCAAAGAAAUACUCCUAUGGCCAUCUGCCCACCCACAGUGUCACGGCUCAUCCGAUGGUGACCAUCCGGAUCAGCGACCGUCAGAGGCUCAUCCAGCCUUACAUCCACAACUACGCCUGGCUGCUCUUCGCCGCGCUGGCUCUCUAUAGCACCCACCUGGCCAGCGCAGAGGAUGCGGGCGGUGAGAGGCUGGAUUCCCGGGCCCGCAGCAGCGCCGCGGCCCUGCACAGCCAGUGCAUGCAGCUUGUGGGGGACUGUCUGAUGAAGGCUCACCAGGGAAAAGGUCUGAAAGCCCUAGCUCUUCUCGGGGUACUGCCAGAUGGUGACGCUAGUCCUGAAAGUCAGGCCCCGCCCGUCGCUGUGCCCGCCCACACACCGGAGGAGGAGAGAGCGAUCCGGGUCGCUGAGGGCCCGUCACACACUGGCCCUUCUCCGCACGACACUGGAAAGAGAGAUGGUCACAAGGUCAGACCUUUCGACUGCAAGCAGAGGAGUAAGGAGGACGAAGGUGCGUCUUUAGUGAAGGAUCCCGCACGCCAGACUCAAGUUUCAGACUCACCUGCAGGGCUUCCAGAUGCUGACACUUCAGUCGUGUCCUCUCAGAAGCCCAUCGAGGAAAAGGCAGUUACUCCCAGCCCGGAGCAGGUGUUUGCUGAGUGUUCCCAGAAGAGGAUUUUGGGAUUACUAGCAGCCAUGUUACCUCCCUUAAAGUUGGACCCCGCGGUCCCCGUGAUAGACCUGGAGCGUGCCCUCCCACUCAUGUUUCAGGUUGUCAUCUCGAACGCAGGCCACCUGAACGAAACCUACCACCUCACGCUGGGUCUUCUCGGCCAGUUAAUCACCCGCCUUUUACCAGCAGAGGUGGAUGCUGCCGUGGUGAAGGUCCUCUCCGCCAAGCACACCUUGUUUGCAGCGGGGGACAGUUCCGUCGUGCCACAUGGCUGGAAGACCACCCACCUGCUCUUCAGCCUGGGAGCCGUGUGUCUGGACAGCCGGGUGGGCUUGGACUGGGCCUGCUCCAUGGCGGAGAUCCUGCGGUCCCUCAGCGGUGCCCCCCUGUGGCGUGACGUCAUCGCCACCUUCACGGACCACUGCAUCAAGCAGCUGCCAUUCCAGCUGAAGCACACCAACAUCUUCACCCUGCUUGUGCUGGUUGGCAUCCCCCAGGUCCUCUGUGUGGGAACUCGCUGUGUGUAUGUGGAUAAUGCCAAUGAGCCCCAUGACGUGAUCAUCCUGAAGCACUUCACUGAGAAGAACAGGGCUGUCGUCGUCGAUGUCAAAACCCGGAAAAGGAAAACAGUGAAGGACUACCAGCUGGUCCAGAAAGGACAGGAAUGCAACGACUGUCAGGCCCAGCUGAGCCAGUACUCCCAGCACUUUGCCUUUAUCGCCAGUCACCUCCUGCAAACCAGCAUGGAGAGCCAUUGUCCUGAGGCAGUGGAGGCAACUUGGGUCCUGUCCCUGGCCCUCAAAGGACUGUAUAAGACACUGAAGGCUCACGGUUUCGAAGAGACCCAUGCGACCUUCCUUCAGACGGAUUUGCUGAAGCUGCUGGUGAAAAAGUGCAGCAAAGGAACUGGUUUCAGUAAAACGUGGCUCCUCCGGGAUCUAGAGGUUUUGUCCAUCAUGCUGUACUCCUCCAAGAAGGAGAUCCACACCUCGGUCGAGCACACAGGCCUGGAACCGGAUGAGCGAGGGGAUCAAGGGGAGGACGCAGAAGGCGUGGUCAGCAGCCCUGGAGAGCAGGAGCAGAGGAAGCUAGAUCCUCUGGAAAGCCUGGAUGAGCCCACCAGAAUAUGUUUCUUGAUGGCGCACGACGCCCUCAAUGCCCCUCUGCACGUUCUCCGGGCCAUAUACGAGCUGCAGAUGAAGAGGACCGAUUCUUUCUUCCUGGAGGUUCAGAAGAGGUUUGAUGGGGAUGAGCUCACCACGGACGAAAGGAUCCGGACCCUGGCUCAGAGGUGGCAGCCCAGUAGGAGUUUGAGACUGGACGAGCAGAGCGCCAAGGCCGUGGACACAGACAUGAUUAUCUUACCGUGUCUGUCGCGGCCCGCACGCUGUGACCAGGCCACUGCCGAGUCCAACCCCGUGACCCAGAAGCUCAUCUCCAGCACGGAGGGCGAACUGCAGCAGAGCUAUGCCCAGCAGCGCCGGAGCAAGAGUGCUGCCCUCCUGCACAAGGAGCUGGGCUGCAAGAGCAGGAGGGCCGUCCGCGAGUACCUCUUCCGCGUGAAUGAGGCCACGGCUGUCCUGUAUGCCCGCCACGUGCUGGCGUCCUUGCUCGCUGAGUGGCCUGGGCACGUGCCCGUGAGCGAGGAGACCCUGGAGCUGAGCGGCCCGGCCCACAUGACCUACAUUUUGGAUAUGUUCAUGCAGCUGGAAGAAAAGCAUCAGUGGGAGAAGAUCCUGCGGAAGGUACUCCAGGGCUGCCGAGGGAGCAUGCUGGGGACCAUGGCCCUGGCUGCCUGCCAGUUCAUGGAGGAGCCUGGGAUGGAAGUGCAAGUGAGGGAGUCCAAACACCCGUAUAACAAUAACACCAACUUUGAGGAUAAGGUCCACAUCCCUGGUGCAAUCUACCUCUCAAUCAAAUUCGACGCGCAGUGCAGCACAGAGGAGGGCUGUGACGAGCUGGCCAUGUCCAGCAGCAGUGACUUCCAGCAGGAUCGACACACUUUCAGUGGGUCUCAGCAGAAAUGGAAGGAUUUUGAGCUUCCAGGAGAUACUCUGUAUUAUCGCUUCACCUCUGACAUGAGCAACACGGAGUGGGGCUACAAAUUCACUGUGACGGCUGGACACCUCGGGCGAUUCCAGACAGGGUUCGAGAUUUUGAAGCAGAUGUUGUCAGAAGAAAGAGUUGUGCCACACCUCCCACUGGCCCAGAUUUGGGAAUGGCUGGUGGGUGUGGCUUGUCGCCAGACUGGCCAUCAGCGAUUGAAAGCCAUUCACCUGCUUCUGAGGAUCGUCCGCUGCUGCACCCACAGCGACCUCUGUGACCUGACGCUGCUAAAGCCCCUGUGGCAGCUCUUCACGCACAUGGAGUACAGCCUGUUCGAGGACGUGACACAGCCUGGCAUCCUCCUCCCCCUGCACCGCGCCCUCACGGAGCUCUUCCUCGUCACCGAGAACCGCGCCCAGGAGCUGGGGUUGCUGCAGGAGUACCUGCUGGCCUUAACCACCGACGACCACCUUCUCCGCUGCGCAGCACAGGCUCUACAGAACAUCGCUGCUAUCAGCCUGGCCAUCAACUACCCAAACAAGGCAACCCGCCUCUGGAAUGUCAAGUGUUAGCCCUUGGUAUGGUGUGCAUGGACCUAGCUGAUGUGUCCACACGGGUUUUAGAGCAGACGUCUAAACUCAUUCAGGGAAAUGCCCAUGCUGUAGCGUCCGGCCCCCCUUGAGCUCCCCCUUUGCUCCGAGUAGAAUGCCAAGUAGUCACGCCUCCAAGAACUUGCCACGUCACAAGCUAGACACCUGCACACACCAUAGCAUAUGAGAAUGAGUAUGAAUAACUCAGAAUUAUUUGGGAGGGCAGGCAGGGGCCCUUGAGAAGGUUGUUCAGAGACCAGCCUGGAAAGGGUUCUGUCUCCGUCGAGCCGGAGCCGGUGGCUGAACGCGGCGUCUGCCUGGAGCUGCGUCCCUCAGCAAGACCUCCGGCAGCGGUGGCCUUGCCUGGGAGCUCUCCCUUUGCUCUUGCUUCUUGAGACUGGAUGGUCCAAACCAAAGCUGAUGAGAGCUUGUCCUGGCUGCCACCUGGCCCCCGAGCACCCACGCAGCUGCCCCGCAGAAGUCAUCGGUGACAACAAGUGCCCUUGGAAACGGCCAGCGAGCCUCCCACGUGCAUCACUCGUGCACCGGUUCCAGCACAUCUGUGUUGAGUUGUUUCAACUUAUUCCAGUUUCCACCUCACAUUUUUAGAGCAGAACAACAUGACUCCCUUGAAAGGCCCCACGGGAGGCCUGGCAGAACGGUCACGCAGGGGGACACACUGUUUGUGGAAGCAACAAGUUGAGGAAUUCUCUUUAGCUUCUGUACUUAAAUACUUGAAGUGUUAUCAGAUGAGAUCUUAUUUUAGAAGUAAAAACAAAACAAAACAAAACAAAAAAAAAACAAAAACCAAAUAAACAAAAGACACAUGAUUUUAUUUCUUCUCCGUGGUCAUGGGCAGCCCAACGUGUCCGCCCCAGGGCCCCACCUGCUUCUGCGGCUGUCAUUUGUCUGGCUGUGAGUGCGCCAGGUCUCGCGAAUGCUGUUUUCCAUUUUUCUUUUUAUGAUUGCGGUCUUGCCCUGAAGUGCCGACGAUUCUCUUUGCAAAGCCAUGCUUUGGAGCGUGAGGGCGGGGUGGGUACCUGGGCUGCGCGCAAGGCUCGGUGAAGAGCGCUUGGGGCCGUUGCCGUUUCAGGGCGGGCGUCCUGGCCUGAGCACGGCCUGCUGCGCGGGGCCCGGGGAAGGCCGAGGGGAGCAGGUCAGUGCUCCCAUGGCCUCUGAAGCCCCCUUUGCAGGGUCUGCAGGGUCUGGGGUGGAGGGGCCCGAGAGUGCAGGUCCCACGAGUGUCUUCCUGCAGAAGCACUUUUGCCUUCUUGGUCAGGAGGCCGAGGGGCAGCAACCUCAUGCAGCCUCAGAGUUGUAUUCUCACUCAAGCCCCAAGCUACACGUUGAGCCAGCGUGUGGGGGACAGUUCGAAGGAGAUGCAAACCGAGGGGCCCGUCCUGAAACUUGGUGACGUCAGGCCUGGGGCCCCGGGCUCGGUCUGGUCCCCCAUGGUGUCGGGAUGCAAGCUCCGGGCACUGCGGCUUGGAGGAAACCGUCCUCAGCUUUCAGAGAAGGCCCCACGCUCGCUACCACCCAGGCCCAGGCCGGUCUCAGUGCAGAGGGGGGCCUGGAAGAUGGACGAGACGGUGUGCUCGCCGCUUCGCCUUGCUGCCACCCACAGCCCUCGUGCCCCAGACCGACUGACCAAAGCAGGACAGAUGGCGGGGCGGGUUCACACCUCCUGGUGUGGUCACUGCCAACCGUGUUCCCCCAUCCUGCUGGGAGGCCCAACUGUGAGUAAAUGCCGGCCCCCGCACCGCCGCUGUCUCAUGCCGCCCUUGCCGUUCUGGCCUCUCUGACUUUGCACGGAGUGAACCCGGGUUCUGCUUCGCACACAGCCGCUGCUCUCCCCCGCUCAGCCCGCCCCACCCACCUGGGCCCCUGGGCCCCACCGGCCCGCAGUGUCUGGAAGAACGGACACCACUGAGACCAGCCUGCCUUGAUCCUUCUUGGAGGCAGAACUUCCAGGCAGGAGAUAAAACUGGCAGGAAUAAAGGUGUCGUGGAAACAUGUGCCUGAUUUAUAAAGAGAUUCUGACCCAAAUCCUAUAUAUUGUACAGACACUGUUCCUAAGGGGAGGAGUGACUUAUUUUCAUCAUUGUUUUUAAUUUGUUUUCUUACGGGUUUACGAUUUUGAAUUUUUCUUAUUUGUUUGAAAGAAAGAAUUUUGAUUAUAUCAAGCUGAGUGAUUUCAGCCUGUAAAAAGGAUGUUGAGUUGUGGGUAAAAUAUGCAAAUGAAGAGAAAUAUAUUGUACAAAUUCUAUAUAAAAAAGUGCAGCUGUG
This is a messenger RNA of Acinonyx jubatus (cheetah), 11364 nucleotides long. RefSeq names its product zinc finger ZZ-type and EF-hand domain containing 1 (gene ZZEF1). Gene Ontology annotation, cellular component: postsynapse. Gene Ontology annotation, molecular function: ubiquitin-like protein ligase activity; calcium ion binding; zinc ion binding. The record is from RefSeq and is a predicted model, not a curated record. The transcript is spliced from 55 exons. NCBI's taxonomy places the organism in Eukaryota, Metazoa, Chordata, Mammalia, Carnivora, Felidae. Gene Ontology annotation, biological process: regulation of synaptic plasticity; protein ubiquitination. The coding region runs from base 157 to 9060 and encodes 2967 amino acids.